GUCGGCGGCGGCGCGGCGGCGUCCAGCAGCCAUGGCCGGCGGGGCGGUGCGGCCCUGCGCCACGAGGCGACGCCGGCGCAGCAGGGCACGAGGCUCCUCCCGCAGAUGCUGCGGCCGGAGCGCCUCGAGCUGGAGGACUUCAGGGUGUACGGCUCACCGCUCGGCAUCGGUUCCUACGGCAGGGUCUGCAGGGUGGCGCACGCGGAGACCUCCGAUCCCUUCGCCAUGAAGGUGGUCCCGAAGCGGAAGCUCCGCGAGCAGAGCAUGGCGCCGUACCUCCUCCGAGAGGUGGAGACCCAGAAGCGGCUCCGUCACCCGAACAUCCUGAUUCUCCACGGGGCGUUCGAGGACGACGAGUACGUCUACAUCCUUCUGGAGCUCGCCCAGGGCGGCUCGCUGUUCGACGUCCUGAAGCACCGGGGCCACCUCUCAGAGAGGGAGGCCGCAGGCAUCUUCACCGACAUCGCCAGCGCAUUGGAUUUUCUGCACAGCAGGGGAAUUGUCCACCGCGACGUGAAGCCUGAGAACAUCCUGAUGUGCACAGGCGACGUGCCCAAGCUGGCCGACUUCGGCUGGUGCGCCGAGCUGACCGACAGCAGCGGGCCGCGAAAGACCUUCUGCGGCACCUGGGACUACCUCUCGCCGGAGGUGGUGGACAACCAGCCGCACGACCGCGGCGUGGACGU
Messenger RNA from Prorocentrum cordatum, 686 nucleotides. Lineage: Eukaryota; Dinophyceae; Prorocentrales; Prorocentraceae. The record is from the annotation of a GenBank genome assembly.